AUGCAUAGACGAAACAAAGAAUAUACCGUAAGAAGUAACAACAAAUUUGAUCUUCUUAAAAAUGAUGAUGAGAAACAUGUACACAGUGAAAGGAACCAAAAGUAUAGCAACAUCUCUUAUCAUAUAAGAAAGUUAUUUAGUUAUUGUGAUGCAGAUAUUUUAAGGAUUGAAAAUAAUUUAAUAAUAUAUAAUAGUUUAAUAGAUAAUAUAAAAAAGAAUGGAAAUAAAAUAAUAAAAAAGGAAGUUGAGAAAAUAAUUCGAGAAAAGGAAAAAAAUGAACAUUAUAGUUUAAAAGAAAUGAAUGAAGAAGAAUAUAAAGUAACAAAUUUUGAUUUGAAAAAAGUAGAACUUGAUUUUAAAUUUAUAGAAUGUAGUUUAUGUUUUGAAUUAAUUAAAUUUAUAUGUAUACAAGAAUGUAAUCACACAUAUUGUUUUUUAUGUUUUUAUCGUUUAUUAUAUAUGGAGAAAAAAGAAAAUGAUAAUGUAAAUAAUGAACAGAAUUAUCCCGCGAACAAUAAUUACCAUAACAACAACAAUAAUAAUAUUAGUACAAGUGUUAAUACAUCUACUAGUAAUACACAACGUAGUUAUUACAGAAGUAACGUUAGUAGUAGUACUAGUGAUUUUACCUUUAGAGAUAAUAAUUAUAAUAAUGAUUCUUAUUUUAAUAUGGAUAGUAGAAGAUCAAGAAAUAGAAGAAAUGAUAACAAAAAAGAAGAAAUAUAUAAAUAUGAAUUUGAUAGAGUUCAAAUGAAAUGUCCCUUUUGUAAAGAACAUAAUGAAUAUAUAUUUAUUUGUUUAAAUAAUUUCUAUACCCAUUUUACGUAUGAAAAUUUAUUAAAUACCCUUCUAGAAAAAGAAGUGGAGCAAAGCUUAAUGUAUGCAUCAAACGAGCCCGUAGAUUUAAGUGAAUAUACAUCAAGGGUAAAAGAAAGUACAAGUGAGAAAAAGAGUUCAAAAGGUAGUAACACAAAACGAUCUAUGGAUAAAAAUAGAAAGGAGGAACAUAAUAAUAAAAAUAAAGAUAAUAAUUGUGCUGAUAAGAGGGAACAUAGGAAAGAAGAUAAGUGCAAGGAUCAGAAUGAAGAUAGUACAAUUAAUAAUAACAAUAAUAAUAAUAAUAAUAAUAAUAAUAAUAAUUGUAGUAGUUGUAUCAAUACCUGUAUUCAUGUGCAAAAUGAACGAACAAAAGAAUCCUUGUUAGGUAAUAGCGAUACACAUAAAGAUAUGAAUUGUAAAGACGAUUUAAAGAGAAUUUUUUCUUCUUAUUAUGAUGAACUCAUAAUAUUAAGAAAAAUAUUAAAAAAAGAUACAUUAUUAAAUAAUAAUACAAAUAAUAUGAAAAAAGUUGAAAAUAUGUAUUUGUUUUUUUAUUAUGAAAAAUAUGUAAAAUGGAAAAAGAAAAGAAUAAAAUAUUUAGUAACGUGUAUUAAUUCACAAAAAAGGUAUGCCUUUUUUUCAAAAAUAUUUGGUGAUAUUGAAAAAAAAAUAUUCUAUGAAUAUUUCUAUAUAUUUAGUUUAUGUACACUUUUAACUAGCUAUUCUUGUUUAGUUAGUCCAUGUAUUGAUUACUGGACAAAGAUACAAAAUAGAAAAGUAGAAAAAUAUAAAUUAAAUCAUAAAGAGGAUAAAUAUUUUGAACAGAUAUAUAUAAAGAAUGAAAAAAUAUUAUUAAGAAAAAAAAAUGAUUCAAUAUAUGAUAAAUAUCAACAACAUACAAAAAAUUUAUUUUAUAUAAGUGAAGAAGAAUCAGAAAAAUCUGAUGAUUAUUUUAAAGUUAUUGACAUAUUUUAUAAAAUAUGUUUUACAAAUUUAGAUAAUAUUAAUAUAUUAAGUCAUUUAAAAAAUUACUCUUAUAAAAAAUUAAAUGAAUUAUGUAGACAUAUGCAUGAACAUAAUAAAACAUAUUGUGAUAUAUGUGUUGGAAAUAAUGAUAAUAUAUUCCUAUUUGAAUAUAAUAUAUUUUAUAAAAGAUAUAUUAAAGUUCAUAUUGAAUAUGGAGAAAAAAUAGGAGAUCAAAAAUAUCAAAUUAGACAUAUAUAUUGUCAUUUAUGUAAUAUAUAUUUAUAUGAUUUUGACACUUACAUGAACCAUGUUAAUAAAUAUCAUUUCUUUUGUAAAUUCUGUUUUAAUAAAAAACCCAAUCAGUCUAAAGAAAAUAUUCAAAAUGUUAUAGACGACGUGGUAUAUUACGAGGAGUUGCAUCUUUAUGUUUAUAAAGAUUAUGAAAACCUCUUUGAACAUUAUAAAAAGAAGCAUCACCCGUGUCUUUACGAACAAUGUAUAUUUGUUGUUUUUGAUAACAAGAUAGAUUUAUGCUUACAUUUAGCAGAAAAACAUGAAGAAAGAGGAAGCAACAAAAAGAAUAAAAUAACAUUGUCUAUUGGAGGAGCUUCCUAUAGUGAAAUAAGAAAUAAUGCUAUAAACCACCAAGAACAAUUUUAUAAUAAUAAUAAUAAUAAUAAUAAUAAUAAUAAUAAUAAUGGUUAUAGUUUUAGUAGUAGUUAUAGAGAAAAAUCUAAAAAUAAAUAUACACCUAACGAUAAUGAAACAAAUGAUUUAAAUGGAGACGAUGAAGAUACAGAUAUUAUUGAUCCUAAGGAACAUAAAUGUAUUUAUAAUUUUAGAAAGUUUUAUGAUUGUUGGUAUUUUGAUUAUUAUAUAGAUUGUAAGAUUGUAGAUUUUCUUAAAUAUUUUUUUUCAAUGAAACCUUUUUUUUUGUAUAUUAUAAAAGAAGAUAUAAAUUUAAUUUUAUCUGUUUUUGAGAAUUUCUCAAAAUUAGAUAAUCCUUUGUAUUUUAAUCAAGAUGAAAUAAUUGAAUUAAAUAAAAAUAUUAUACUCAAAGAUUUUCUAUCAAUCCAUAAUCAACAUACAAAAAACAAAACUCAUAAUACAAAUAAUAUAAACCAUAUGAAAUAUAAUAAUAUAUAUGAUCGAAAUUGUAAAUAUAAUAAUACACACAGUUUUACUAAUUUAUUUUUUAUCGUAAAAUUAUUCUUUGAUUAUGUAGUAGAAAAAGUAGAAUAUCUUUUAUAUAAUAAGGAAGAUUUAGAAAGAAAUUAUUUAUAUUUAUUUUUUCAAAUUAUACACAAUAGAUCAUUUAUUUUAUAUUAUUCUUUUUUAUUUAUAUACAUAAAUCAAAAAGGACUCAAUUUGGAAGGUUCCAUAAACAUAAUGAAUAAUAUAAACAACAGCACCAAUAAGAAUAAUAAAAGUAAUAAUAAAAAUUGUAGUAAUAGUAGUAAUAAUUACGACAAAAAGGAUCAUAUCCAGAAUCAAAAAAUUCAACAAGAAAUGUGUUAUAGAAAGAAUCCACACAUAUAUAAAUGCGAUGACGAUAUGUUAAAAUAUAAAAUGUUAAUUGAAAAUAAUUGUAAUGUUAACUUAAAAUAUUUAAGUAAAUAUGGUUUCUUAUAUUUAAUAUUUUUAUUUUUUAAAAUUGAUAAACAUACUGUUCAAAAUGUUACUACAUUCAUCAAACAAAUCUUUUUAUUAUGUAAUGAUAUAUAUAGAAAAGAUAUACAUACAAAGGAUGUGCAUGCAAGUAAUGUGUACAUAAAUGAUAUAGAUAAAACUAAUAUAUAUAUGAAUGAUAUACCAACCAAUCAAGUAAAAAAAUUCCAAUCGACAAAUGAUAUUGUUAUACCUUUAAUAUGUAAUAAAAAUGAAAAGAGUAAAAAGUUCAUGUUAGGCGGAAAUUUUAAAAAAUUAGAAAACACGACAUUCUUAUUAGAAGCCAUAAAAGAACAACAACAACAACAAAAACAACAACAACAACAAAAACAACAACAACAACAACAACAACAACUACUACUAGUACAAGAACAAGAAGAAGAACACGAAGAAGAAGAAGUAGAACAAAAAAAAAAAGAAGAGUGUGAAUAUUCCGAAUUAGAAGAUAUAAAUCAAUUAAUUAAAAAAUGUUUGAAAAGAAAAAAUCCAAAUAAUAAUAUUAUAACAAAUAUAUAUGAUAAAAAAUGUGAUAUAUCAAAAAAAGUAAUAUUAGAUCUAUUACCUUAUGUACAACCAAAGGUUGAUUUAGUUUCUUUUUUUUAUUUAUUCUUAAGUAAUUAUUUUUCAGCAUAUAUAAAGGAUGAAAACAUAAAUAAAUUGAUAAAUUUAUCAAAUAUAAAUAAAAAGAAAAUAUUAAAUAAAAUAUCUGCAGAUGUAGAUAAUAUAUCUUUAACUACCAUAUCAAAGGAUCUUGCAAAAUUUGUAAAUGCAAGAACGUUAGAAGAAUGUUUAUCUACCGGUCCUGAAUAUUAUCGUAUAAGAAAGGACAUAGAAAAUAUUCUCAAAAUUAAUAACAAUAAUAAUAAUAAUAAUAAUAAUAAUAACAACAACAACAACAACAACAAUAAUUAUAAUAAUAAUAAUAAUAAUAAUAGUUGUUAUAAUAAUUACAGUGUAAGUUUUAAAAAUUCUGUAAAAAAUAAUCAUAAAGAAAAUACAAAUAUUUUAAUUAACGAUGUGAAGAAUUGUUCAAACGUAUAUGAUAUAUCUUUAUCCUUAAGGAAUCGAUUUUUAAAUAUUAUAAAAAGUACAAAACUAAAUGAACUAUAUUUUAUUUAUUUUUACGUAUGCACAAUAAUGUUAUCGAAAGGGAGUAGUCAUAAAAAUGUGCCCACGGAAGAAUACCCAUCUCUUAACUAUGACAAUAAUAAUAAUAUAAGUAUUAAUAAUUUAAGUAAUAAUAAAUGUAACCUUAAUACAACAAACAGUGUUGUAAAUAAUAAUCACAACAAAAAUAACCGCACGUCAAGCAUCAAAACUAAUAGAAGUAAUAAAACACAAGGCACAAAAAAUACCAAAACAAAUAUUAAUUCGUACAAAAAUAAAGUAGAAAUGAGUAAAGAAUCAUAUGUAAAUACUAAAAUAAAUAACCUAGAUUUAGAAUACCCACCUUUACCUUUAGGAGAUGAUAAAAAAGAAAAACUAAAUGAAGAAAAUGAUUUCUUAGAGUCAUCAAAAAAUAAAAAAGAUAAGAACAAAAAAAAACUUCCCAAAGAAUAUUCACAAAUUCUAAAUAAAGAAAAUACAUGUUCAAAUAAAAAUUUAUUAGAUAAAAUUAAAAAUAUAGAUAAUAAAAAAAAUAAAAAUGAAAAUAACAAAUGUAAUUUAACUACAACAAAAGAUACGAAUAAUUUAUUUUUAGAUAGUAAUAAUUAUCCAUCACUUAUUAGUAAUGAGAAAACAAAAAAAAAUGUAGAAAAAAAUAAUGAUAAAAAGAAAACGAAAAAUAAUAAUUCACAAAAAUUUAAUGAAGAUGAUUUUCCUCUUCUUCAAUCUACUGAGGAGAAUAAAAAAAAUAACAAUAAAAAUAAUCAUUCUCAUAUUUUAUCAAAUGAAAUAAAUAAUAAUAAAAAUACACAAAAUAAAAAACAAAAUUCCUCAUCCAAAAGUAAGAAUGAAAAGAAUUCAUGCGAACAAUCCUCUUCAUCAUUUCCUCUAAAUUACCAAACAUAUAUCAAUUCUACAGAAAGUAAUGUUACAUAUACAAUUAAAAAGAAAAAUAAAGUAAAGAGAUGUAAUAUAUGUACAUAUGAUAAUCCUUGUGAAAGAAAAAAAUGUGAAUUGUGUGACAGCGUAUUAUAA
Molecule: messenger RNA, 5595 nt
Organism: Plasmodium reichenowi
Lineage: Eukaryota; Apicomplexa; Aconoidasida; Haemosporida; Plasmodiidae
Product: zinc finger protein, putative
Exons: 2
Coding region: 1-5595 (1864 amino acids)
Biological process (GO): protein ubiquitination; rescue of stalled cytosolic ribosome
Molecular function (GO): ribosome binding; ubiquitin protein ligase activity
Source: RefSeq, a predicted model, not a curated record